Oreochromis niloticus (Nile tilapia) is the source of this 2668-nucleotide messenger RNA. RefSeq lists its product as uncharacterized. The transcript has 5 exons. Bases 957 to 2318 code for a protein of 453 amino acids. The record is from RefSeq and is a predicted model, not a curated record. NCBI's taxonomy places the organism in Eukaryota, Metazoa, Chordata, Actinopteri, Cichliformes, Cichlidae.
UUUUUCUGUAUAAGGUGGUACUUUUAAGACACCUCUGCCUAACUACAGUGAACUAACCAGAAGUCUCGGAAUAUGCUCUGGUGGUCAUUUUACACAAGUUCAGGUGUCACAUCCAUGAAACCUACACCACUAACCAGCAUCAGUCCUACAACUUCACUCUCAAAUUUAAUAAAUUCUGGGACAAGCAGAAACUGUAUUUUUAGCGGUGCAUUUUGUGGCAGGCCAGACUGCUAUAAAAUGCACUCUCCUUGUAGCACCACUUCAUCUUGGUUCAGAAGAGAUGUCCUGGAUAUACAUGAUAAUGUAACACGGGUGUUUUUGUUUGUUCAUGUUUAGCACGUUGGGUUGUGUUUUUAAAGCAAAUGUUACGUUUUUAAAGCGUGUUAUGCGACAGGUGUGUGUAGCACUGGUUACACAUCUCAAUGGGAGAGCAAUAGUCGAGACCACACCUUUACCUGACGUACAACGUGAUGUAUGGCGCACACUUUCAAAACAACAAUGGCGGAUAGAAGAUAUUGAUCGAGGCGGCUAAUGCUCCUUUCGCUGGUUGCCAACCACCAUUAAAUAACAAGAAGAAGAAAAUAUUGAUCUGCUUUUCUUAGUUUUGCACGUUUAAGACACAGUUCAAACUCAAACAAAGCUGCAAAGCAGGAGAACAACAUGGCCAUCAACUAUUCUGUGCCACAGAUCCAGUUCGCUGCAGCACAGAGUGAUGAUGAGAUGGUGGAAGAACAACAGAGACAAUUUACGGACCGUUAACAUGUGCAACUUAGAAGUAGUCAGAGGUAACUGGAUGGAGUUCAGUCAGGUUAAAUGCACGGUUGAUUGGAUUAUAUCUGAAGAUCGUAUGCUAUUCAUGACAACUCUACUAGACUCCAAAUUUCUCGUAUAUGAGGGAGUAUCUCAAAAGUACAUGAAACAACUAAACUUAACACUUUUCCCUAAAACGGACUGACAUGGGAAACAUUAAAGUUGGACUGACACCAGCUAAUCAGUCUGAAGGAAUCACAGAACAAGAAGGGAGACCACUGAGGAGAAGUUCUAUGAGUUCACGGGUGACCUCAGCUGUCAAGUUCCUGGAUGUGGGGAUGGAAAUUGAAGAGGAACUCACAAGCCUCCUGCCGACACUAGACAGAGAGAAAAUAAUCUGCAUUGCAGAACAUCUGACGGACGUUAUUGAUGGCAACAGACCAGAGAACCUGAAUGACACCAUUACUCUGGAGCCUUGCCCUGCUGCAUCAGCUGAAACAUCAAGCCAUCCACCUCACCCCUCCUCCUCCACGUCCACCACUAUGUACAACCAUUACUCCAGCUGUUGGGUCUCACACUUACAGAUUCCUUGGGAAAGAUUUCCACUCCGACUGUCGCAUGCAAUCACAAGAAGGGACAGAGCUCAUCCAGAGGACAGGAGAAGUAUGGUUAGAAUUGUUGUGGAGGCCAUGCAAGUUCACUGCAGGAACCCUAAACGUGCAUUUUGUGAAGAAGUUGCUAAAAUCAUUGUAAACAGAUACCCUCAAACAUUUGCAGAUUUUACUGAAAAGGGAGAAAGACUGGGUUGUGGACAUUAUUCACUACUGAGAAGCAUCAAAUCUAGAGUUGAACAUGUUAAUCGAGAUAAUACAACACAUAGACUUCGUCAAACAAAGAGAACCAGGAAUGAGGAAGACUACAGUCCCAACAGUAGUGGAACCCCACCCAAAAAAGUUAGAUGCCUUGUUGAUAGCUAUGGUUGUAUAAAUUGGCAGCCAGUUGAACUUCCUGAGGGGGAAACGCCAGCUUCUUUAGAGGAAAAGAAACACAUCUUGUUAACAAUUUUUAAUUCACAAGGACCUGGAGCUGUGGAGAGACCUGAUGUGGAUGACUUCAUGUGCCUCACAUAUAUUUCUCAGCAGCAGCUUAUCAACAGUUGUCCCUCACUUUCAGUAGCUGAAAUUCAGGAGCAGUGGCCAUUCUUGUUUACUCGGAAAGGUCUUUCGAACCACUUUUACAAACUCACAGGCAUCGAUAUCAGUGAGCGCUUAAGUCAGGCCCUCAUAACCAAAGGCAGAAGGAUUAUUAACUAUUUCUCCAGCCAGAAGCUCAAAUGGAACCUUGGUAUAAGGACACUCAUCCAGCAGAUAGAAAGUGAGGGAGUUUUGACCAACAACAAGGUUGGCACAGCAGCCAUACUUCUCAUGAUGAAGUAUUACAAGGAAGAUGAAGACUCCCUCUUUGUCUUAGCAGAUGAAACAUCUACCAGGAUGUCCCUUGAGGCAGAGAGCAACCUGCCAAUCACUCCAAGGCUGAUUAUGCUUGGUAAGAAGUCAUUUAUGAAAUAGAGCUGAUUAGACCAUAUUAUAAUUUCUGUUUGGCACAGGAGCUUUUCGUGGACACAGGUAUCCAGUCUCUGUUUUGUUAGCUCACAUUUCUGUAAUUUCCUUUAUAAACCAAGGUUGUUGGACAUGUGUCUCAGUGAACCCAGCAAAGUAACAAUAUCAAAUUUCACAUUACAUAUUACUGAUCAACAUGGUAGUCUAGCUACACCAACAGCAGAAAUACUGAAGUCAAUACUGUAAAGUUUAACAGCAGCACAAACUAUAAACUCCAAAAUAACCAUACAGUUGAUUCAUCUCCGGUAAUUUAAUUGGGCUGACUCUUUGUUAGGUGUGUUUAAUGUGCAGAAUAAUUC